Molecule: messenger RNA, 4823 nt
Organism: Cololabis saira (Pacific saury)
Lineage: Eukaryota; Metazoa; Chordata; Actinopteri; Beloniformes; Belonidae
Gene: cplx3b
Product: complexin 3b
Exons: 3
Coding region: 344-814 (156 amino acids)
Biological process (GO): synaptic vesicle exocytosis; regulation of neurotransmitter secretion; neurotransmitter transport
Cellular component (GO): terminal bouton; SNARE complex
Molecular function (GO): syntaxin binding
Source: RefSeq, a predicted model, not a curated record
AGGGAGGAGUGGAGGCUGCGGACGCAGGGACGGGAUUGGUAGAGUUCAGCGGCGGCUCAGUCCUUCCCCGCGCGGAGCUGUCCAGGGCCGGAGCUGCUGAUCCACCAGGUCCCGACACACCCCCGGAACCAUCUCCGACCACCAGGGUCCCAGCCUUGGAGAGGAACUCCCUCUACGCGUGAAAUCCCGACAGGUCUGGUUUGAACGCUGCGCUUUUCUGCCAUCUCCAUCACUGCUGCGUCCAAGAGCGCGCCGAGCGCAUCAUCCAUCUCCAGACCAGACCGGACCAGACCGGACCAGACCAGACCAAGGACCUGACCCAGGACUCCUCCGGAUCUCCAGCAUGGCUUUCAUGAUCAAACACAUGGUGGGAGGACAGCUGAAGAACAUCACAGGUGGACUGUCGGAGGAGAAACCCGAGGGGGAGAAAUCAGAAGCCGCCGCGCAAGGCAUGACCCAAGAGGAAUUUGAACAAUAUCAGCAACAGUUAGAGGAGGAAAAACAAGAACGAGAAGCUGACGUUGCCCAGAAGAAAGCUGAAAGGGCCACAGUUAGAAGCCAUUUCCGGGAUAAGUAUAGACUGCCGAAGAACGAACUAGACGAGACCCAGAUCCAGCAGGCGGGGGACGACGUGGUCCUGCCCACGGAGCUGGCCAAGAUGAUCGCCGAGGACAACCAGGAGGAGUCGCACAAGCAGUCGGUGCUGGGCCAGCUGUCCAACAUCCAGAACGUGGACAUGGACCAGCUGAAGGACAAGGCCCAGGCCACGCUGGAGGACCUGAAGAAGCAGACGGAAAACUGCAGCCUCAUGUGAUGCGGCCGGCGCCGAGUCCCGGGGGGAUCAGAGUUUUACUUGUGCAAAUAUUUGCCAGAGGCAGAGCUGCUCGGGGUGUAGACAUUUUCUCAACGCUUUACUGGGAUGUCAGAUGCAGAACUACGGUUUUUCUAGUGGUGCGAUGUUACACCGAUGCCUAUGAUUUCCUAUAGCUUCCACUGGACGCAGUCCUUCUAAAUCAUACAAGUCCUGAAUGUCAGACACAUUUUUCACAAAAUUUAAACAAAUGCACUCUUAAAAAAUUGCCAUUCCUCCCACUGAGAUGUGGAAACAUGAGAUUAUUUCUGCCUUUUGAGCAACUCGUCCUCUGAGUAAAGUUUGUCUAGUGUGUGAAAUCCUUUACUCCCUGAUUUUCCCAUGUCUCCCUCGUUCGCUCUAACCGACGUGACCGGCGAUGACGCAAAACGAUUCUGCCACAGAGAUCACAGUCGCGUGUGCUACUUCGUCUUUUCUCUGUAAACUUGCAGAUCCUGAUUCCACCCAGGGGAAUGGCUGAGAUCAGCAUGUACGAGUGUUUUAUGCCUAAUUUAGGUUCCUAAAAUAAAGUAAAAUAGCUCAUCUCAUCCUCCCGUGAAAAACGUGAUGGCAAAAGCAGUUUUGUGUUAGAGCAACAAUAUUGCUGAUCUUUGAAAUAUCGUAUAAACGUUGCUGCUGUCGUCUUAAUCUUUUCCUAGACAUAUCAUUAUUGAGACAUUUUGGUUUUAUAGCCUUUUUUCUGUACUUAAGUGUGCCUUGGAUGUCAAAGUUGUCUUCUUUUGAGCUCCAAGACUCUUUUCCGGGGGAUGAGUCUCCUCGUUCGUGUUUCUGCAGGAGAUUCCUCAGUUUUGGUUCAAUCAAAAAGCCACAAAUGACUCGCAGCAAUACGUAGGUUACAAGUGCGUACGUGUACGUGUGUGUAGUGAUUGUGCUCCCAGAUUUAACAUAGCAUUUAUAUCGUGAGUGCGUCUGUAAAUAUGCUGCAUUUGGAGAGUAAGAUUAUUUAAAAGAAGCUGCUUGGAUGAGGAGAGGGAAUGCCGUAGGAGUCGUACGCCAAAGCCUUCGUCACCAACGCAGAAGAGAUGACACAGUGGUCAGAGACAUGUAGCGGGCUUCUGUACAUCCGUGUUUUGUUUUCAAAUGACAAAAUAAAAAUAGAGAAAUAAUCCAAAAUAAUCAGUUUCCCAUCUUUUGUUUUGAUAAUAAAAAACGGAAAACAGAUCGUUAUCCAUUAUCCGAUUUCAUUGAUGUGUUUGAAAAUAGAAAUUGGGAAUUAAAACAGCGAGUGGAAAACUCUUUUCUCUAUUUCCUAUUGGUUUCCAAGGAAACUGAAAACAAGGAUUGGACCAAUGGGGGGAUUGCACAUGCGCAGUAAUAAAUUAAGAAAGUUGUUUCUGGUUCUUUUGUUGAUCAGAUUGAAAAUGAACAGUUUUAGAUUUUUUUAAUGUUGAAACAGAAAAUAAAUCAAAUCUGAAACCUGGGAGUGAAACAUGAGUUUAAUCUGUAAUCUGUCUUCACUCCGUCAUGAAACUGCAGUGAUGUUGUGACAGUCCGUUCAGCUGCAGCGUCCAAUCAACAGUGUUGUGUUAGUUACUGAAAAAUAGUAACUAGUUACCGUUACAAGUUACUUCAUUAAAAAAGUAACUCAGUUAGGGGGCAGCAUUUCUGUCAAAUAUCCAACGAAUAUCCAACGUAAAACUAACUUCACCGCGGUCUGGCCAUGACCGUCAUGUUUUUGAAAGCACACACACACACACACACACACACACACACACACACACAUACACACACACACACACACACAUCCACACUACGUUUCCUCUGGUCUCCGCGUGCGGGGAAAAAAGCUUCACUGUAGCCAGAAAUAACGGAGUAACGCACCGUUUGGUAGCGGUAAUUGAGUUACUGAAUUUAAAAAGUAAUGCGUUAUUAGAGUAUUAGAGUAUAUGAGUAUUAGUUACCGCAAAACUAACGGCGUAACUGUGGCGCGUUAGUCCCAACACUGCAGAUCAAUAAUCAAUAACAUGUACUGAACUCUAACAUACUGCCCCCCCCGUUGGAAACCAAUAGGAAAUAGAGAAAAGAGUUUUCCACUCGCUGUUUUAAUUCCCAAUUUCGAUUUUCAAACAUGAAAUCGGAUAACGGAUAACGAUCCGUUUUCUGUUUUCCGUUUUUUAUUAUCAAAACAAACGAUGGGGAACGGAUUAUUUGGGAUUAUUUCUCUAUUUCCAUUUUUAAAUUCAAUUCAAUUCAAUUUUAUGUCUCUAGACGCUUUCCAAAGACCCAGAACAUGAUCCCAGAGCAAUUAUUACAUAAACAAUGGCAGGUAAAAACUCCCCUAGUGGGAGAAAAACCUUAAGCCAAACAGUGGCAAGAAAAACUCCCCUUUAGGAGGAAGAAACCUGGACCUGGAUCUGGAUAAUUUUUGUCAUUUCAAAACAAAAAACGGAUGGCCGCGCAGACGGCCCGGGCGUCUCCCGUCCGUCUGCGCGGCCCUGCAGCCGGUCGCUAAGGCUCUCUGGGUCGCUAGUGUGGUCAACCAUCACGACCCCCCCGCCCCGUCCCCCUGACCCCCCGACCCCGUCCUCGUCAACCCCGACGUCUCAGUCGUUGCUUCGUGCUGGUGGAUAUCGUGGAUAUCGUGUUGUUCAGCCAGUGUGAUUUGUCAAAUGGUGUCUUUGUUAAACUGAUAAUAAUAACAUAAAAAAGCCGUAGUGUUCCAGAGCAACACAGUCGGUGUGGGCCGUCGCGGUUCCCAGCGCGGUGUUUUCUGACCGAGCACCAGGGACGGCAGUAAAAACGCUGUUGAUGUCGUGCUGCAUUUAUAAACAGUCCGUCUUUGUCGUGAGUGUGUGCUGAGGAGGAUGUGAGCGUUUUGUGGCGACCCUGGGGAUUCCCUCUGGUGUUGGUUUGUGUACUGACUGUUUCCUGGAGCGUCUGCAGGUGAAGGGUCGGUGGUUUAUGUGGCUCACCUGUAUUUACGCCGGCCGCUAGCCCGGGCUGGGGACACUCCAGCUCCCAGUUACUUUAUCUUUUGAGUAUUCCCCUUCACACACUUACCCGGCUGCAGGAACUGUUACUCAAACAUAUAAAUUAACUUCUCAAAGUUAAUUUCUUAACUUAAUCAUUUCUCAAAUGAUCAAAAUGAACUAAAACAUAAAGUAACAUCAUGUUUAACUACUUUCAAUAAUUCAUAUAUGCUUAAAUUAGCAUAAACAAAUUAAGUCAACUUAAAUUGCAUUGGACUUACUAAACUAGAAAACCCAAUCACAUCCACAUUCAAAACUGGUUCUUUCCUCCCAGUUCUACAAUCGAUCAAGCAGUUUUUCAAGUUUGGGCAGAAAAAACGCAUAACUUGACAAACACCGACCCUUCACCUACAGGAACUCCAGAAAACAGUCAGAAAACAAACCAACACCAGAGGGAAUCCCCAGAAAACAGUCAGAAAACAAACCAACACCAGAGGGAAUCCCCACGGUCGUCACAGUUCCAUCACAUCCGUCCUAAUUUUGAGGCCUGGCAUGAUUCGACAGCCAAAAUCUGUUAUUUUUCUUAUUCUUAUCCUCCUUCUCAGUCCUUCUCAGUGAAUUAUGAAGUCAUAAUCAAAAGAAACUGACGUUUCCGACCUAAAUCCAGAUUAAAAGGAAUUUUAUUUGCCGUUAGCGGGUGCAAACCGAGGCACCGCGUUUCCGCUGCAGUGGUUUUUGUCGAGUGACUUUAUUCAUAAUAUAUCAAUAACAUAAGGCCGAGAAAAAAAUGAUGAGAUGUUUUAUUGUUUUUUUCUGUCGAGUAUCAUCACGAGGUGAUAUGUGGGUGGAAAAGAAGCCAUAAAUCUAAACUAUGUGACUGCAAGUAAUAACUCAGUGAUGAUAGUGACUUUUGUGCUGUUUUCCUGUGGAUCUGGUUUCUAUGGAAACGGGUGAGAUGACACGCAGUCUCCUCUCGUUCUGUGGCUGUUUCUUUGUUUUCGCUGUAUCUGUUUCAGUGAAUUACAAGUUCCAACUGCAAUAAA